UUAGACAGAAAAUUAUUAAAAUUCUUUUAAUUUUCGAUGCAAAACAUACAUAUAUAUAUAUAUACAUAUAUACCUAGUUAUUUGAAAUGUAAAUGUUUCAUACAAAACUACCCCAGCAGAUCAAACUUUUGUACACUAGGCUGUGUUGUAUGUAAUAUAUAAUUUCUAAUUACCAGAAAUCUUAUUUUACAACUUUGUUUUAUUGUAAAAUGGAUUUUACUGUGGAAGAUGUUGUGCCAUAUACUAGUCGCACACUUUAUACAAGUUGUACAUCACGUACAAGAGGGAAGCAACAGUUUAGUUUAGGAGGUGCCGCAUAUGCACCUGCAACAGAUGAGGGUUUUGAUGAAUUUGAAGGACUGCUUCGUCAAACAUGGACUGUUUUUGGGGUAUCUAUUUUAUUCAAUUUCCAGCAAGAUGAAGUACAUUUAAAGCAAUAUGCAAAACGACUAAGAGAGGAAGUUGCAAGUGCUUCAACACAAGAAAAUGUUUCAUAUACUACAGAAUUUACUGUUAUGAAAAACAUAACAUUAAGGCCCAGUCCAGAGGAUCUACCACCAAUCAAGAUCGAAGUUUAUGGUAAAAAUAAUGAUAAAAAAGAUGUAAAAAAAUGUCUUUACACUGGGAUACUUUUGUCUUGGAGAACUAAUAAAAAUGAAUUAACUGCUGUUAAUUCUGUAAGACUCCCUCUUCUGCUAUGUCAUGGUGCACAAAGUACUAUAAGGACUGUUCAUAAUGUUCUAAAUCUGAUGUUUGACUGUAUAAUUAUUGGAUUACAUGCUCAAGAAGAUGAUUUAAUGUGGCUUGUUCCAAUUAUAAUCACCCCAACUAAUAAUGAAGAAUAUCCAAAGGAUAAAGAUGAAAUUCAAAUGGUUUAUAAAAUACCAGAACUGCCAGAUUCAGAUACAAUUACAAUAAAAUUCACAAUUUUAGAUUUAAUAAAAAUUUUAAAAGUAAUUAUAAAGGAUCAAAGUGACGAAGCAACUGCCGAAAUUUCUUUUAAACUGGAACAUAUAAACAAGUUUCGCGAAGUUUUAUAUACUCAAAUGCUAGAAAUUGCUAAUUUACAAUUGGGAUUAUGUACAUUAUGCAAAAUUGGUUUGCCUUCAUUUACAAUGAUAGGAAAUAAGAUGAAAGUAAUGAAUGCAGAUACCAUGAAUCGCGUCCUGUUAUACUUAAAUGAAAAAGCUCUUGAUACAUUUCAUGCUUUACAUUUUGAAACUUAAAUUGAGACAUUUGACGCAACACCGACCUAACUUCGAAACAAUAACUUUCCAAUGUAGUUUUUAAAAAUGAAAAAAAGCCAUUUUUUAAUUUUUGUUAGUUACGUCGAUGUAGCGCUGCGUGCCUUAAUUGCAUAAUAUUUUUAGUUACUGUAAUAUUAACUGUAAUUCACGGAUUUGACGAUUUGUAAUGAUAUAUUUUUAUUUAUAUUUGACAUAAUAUUUUUGUAUCACAGAGUGUAUAAAAUACUAAACUUCGAUAGAGGUAUUACUGCCAAUUAAUUUGACAUAAGAUAGUUAUAUUUAUAAAACACAGUACUGUUAACAUCUUUAAUAUAUUAUAUAUGUAUACGUAUAUCGCUUCUUUUCGAAGCUCGUUUAUAUAAAUAAAAUUUCAACAAUUCUCAUGUGUAAUAUCCAUCUGUAAACAGAAAUUAAUAAGUGAUUUAAUUUAUUAAAAUUUAUCUUUAAAAAGAAA
Messenger RNA from Osmia bicornis bicornis, 1701 nucleotides. RefSeq lists its product as uncharacterized. NCBI's taxonomy places the organism in Eukaryota, Metazoa, Arthropoda, Insecta, Hymenoptera, Megachilidae. The record is from RefSeq and is a predicted model, not a curated record. The transcript is spliced from 5 exons. Bases 210 to 1226 code for a protein of 338 amino acids.